AUGUAUUAUAGUUGAUUUCUUGUUUUGGAAAGCACGGACUGUCAAUGACACAGGUGAAAGUCCAUGCAGUUGUUAGCAAUGGAAUCGCUGAGCUGACCCUCUGAUGAAUCCAGAGAAGAAGACUGUCUUUCCCCAGUGAAAUCGUGUUUUCCCGCACGGUACGUUGUCCUAUGUCCCAGUGUUGUAGUGUCCUGUAAGCAAGAUGCGAGACUACGGAAAUCUUGACCUGGGAAACUCUAGUCUCUUUUGGGAUUUCAAAUUGAAGCGCCGACGGGUGAAGGAUCUCCUGUCGAGCGAUGGCGAGUCGGUCACCAGCGGAUACAGUCAGACCUCCUCCAAAGACCUCGAUUCCGACAUGGUCAAGCAGGACUUCGACAAAAAUGGGGAUUCGGACUAUUACCAUCGGUCAGUCAGCCCCGCCCCUUCCUGGCAAGACAACAACAUGGAGACACAGAGCUCAGUAUCUGCGGAAACGGCGUCUCCAAGCCCCAGGCUGCACAAGGACAAUGGUGACGAAGAGAAGAGGAAGUUUGAGCAGUUCACGAGGAAAGUGAAAGGCGAAACGCCGCCGACAGAGUCACCACACCCCGGUCUUCUUGGUUACACGUGCUUGGGGUUGCCGUCCGGAAUGGUCCUGGCCCAGACGGGCUAUCUCACCCCACCCCAGUACCUGACUCAGAACAGAGGCAUGGGGGGCAUGCCCAUGAUUGCUGUCAUGCCCAAUAUGGUCACCCAGGGGCAGACAUGCUAUGGAAUUGACCCCAAUGGCCUCCCUCAUUUCAGCGGGAAUACCGAGCCAGGACUGAUCCCUCUGGGCAUGCACGGACUUUCGUACGGCAAUCAUUGCCUGCAGCAGUUGGGGCAUCCGGAGAUGAAGCACAGCUCCGCGGACAGUGGGUAUGGGAGCCCCAGGCCUAAGAAACAUGGCCUGACACACUGCUUAGACCCCUUGGGGCGUCCAGUGGUCGUGGAGCGCAGGGCAAUGAGCGAACGCUGCGUGUCCCCAGUCACGAGUACUUCCAGCAUGGGGUCUCUGUACAGCUACCAGUCCGAGAAAAGUCUGGGGCAAGACGACAACAAAUCUGCGGGCUCUUUCUCCUCCAAGAGCAAAGUGGAACGCGAUGAAAAGUUCAUAAAUCACUACACGGAUGGGACGUUCACGGUGCGCUCUGGCUUCGCUGCACCAACACUGGCGUCUGCAUUGAGCCAGCUGAAUCGCAGGAACGGCGAAAAGGACUCGUCUUCAUCGGGAAAACUGAACUCGGCAAUGUCGGAAUCGGACUCUGAAACCGAUGAGCCGAUGAUAUGUGCUAUAUGCCUGGACAAAGCUACAGGGCUACACUAUGGAAUUAUAACCUGUGAAGGGUGUAAGGGUUUUUUCAAACGGACAGUUCAGAACAAGCGCGUUUACACAUGCGUGGGAAAUGGUCAGUGUGAAAUUAACAAGGCCCAGAGGAAUCGCUGUCAGUACUGCAGAUUUAAGAAGUGUCUUCAGAUGGGAAUGGUUCUGGCAGCUGUACGUGAAGAUAGAAUGCCAGGUGGAAGGAACUCUGGGGCAGUGUACAACCUUUACAAGGUGAAGUACAAGAAACACAAACGAAAGAAUCAGGGUGCAAAGAUUUACAAGCAGAAGGUUGCUCAGAUUCGAAUGGGCCACGGAUUGAAUGUUCAGACCAAUGUAAUCACAGACUCCCCCAAGGCUUACCUUAACAUGUGUGCAGGCGAGGAUCCACCCUUUUCUGGGGCGUUCUCAGUACCUAAAACACUCCCUGGUAUGCAGCAGAACUUUUCUUGUCUGCAGUCAAAAGUUGGCGAGUGGUCACCCGUGCGACGCAGUUCUCCAAGCUCUUCAGGAAGCAGAACGUCUCCUGUUCCGUCAGAGGCUCCGCAUGAAGUCGCACCGUCCCUGCCAAACUGGGAGAGGGACUAUUUUGUGCGGACUCUGAUGCAAUGCGACUCGCUCUUAGACAUCGCAGUGAUUUACAACAUUGAUAGAUUGACCAACAACAGUCAGGCAUCUGUCUCGCAAAUGCUGUAUGAAAUCGGCGACGAUAUUGUCAGUCGAUUGGUGACUUGGACCCAACAGCUGCCAUUUUACUCAGAAAUUCCAGUGGAGGCGCAUUCAAAGUUAUUGACGAGUAAGUGGCAUGAGUUGCUGUUGUUGAUCAUGACUGCGUAUAAGCCAGUGUGUGCCGGCGAGGAUUCGACGCAGCUGGACUCUCUCGAUAUCAUGGUUCAGAAGAACAUCAUGAAACUUCAGCACUAUCUCAAAUCCGUGUUCAACAAGAACUACUCGUCUGAGCAGAUGGACGAGGGGAUGCUGAGCCUGAUGGAAAGGGUGACUCGCAUUACUGCAGACUUCACCCAGAUGGCACUAUCAAAGGAGGAGCUAGUCUGUCUACAAGUCAUCUUACUCUUGGACAACACUGACUUUUCCCUCGGAAAGAAGAUCGAAGACGUCCAGGAGCGUUACACUUCCGCUCUUCACGGUCUAAUCCAAUCAAAAUUCCCCAAUCAACCGAACAGGUUCAAAGAGCUUCUGGAGAAAGUUCCAGAGAUUCAGAUGUCAUCAAAAUUAUUGCUCAAAAGCAAAAUGAUCUUUAUCCCUUUUCUACUUAAUCCUUGAGAUUAAGGGAUUAUAAUCAGCUUGUUUGCUUCCAUUUAAGAAUUUGUAAGAAUUUCCAGUAGCAUUCAGCUUGUAAUUUGUGAGCAGCUGAUCGAUUGAUAGCUUUUUUUUUAUUUUUAUUUUUUUUUAAACUCUAGUGCUUUGAAACACAAAGUGCUAUAGCUCGUCUGCCAUUGACUGCAUUCCACCUUGAUCUCCCAGGGCAACAAAGUGACAAGAACAAAAAAUGCCUUCAUCUCAUCUACUGAGAACACAUUCCUGUGUCACCACUGUACUCGAGGGACAUGAUUGGAGAAAACUGCUCAAGUUCAUCAAUCAGUGAGAAUACCCAUUUGAUGAUCACCUUCAGUACAAGUGAUUUGAUUGGACUAAAACUCAUGAAGCUCCAGCCAAUGAGAGGACAGACUUUUAUUGACUGAAAACAGCGGUUGUGAUUUCCUAGUCGUGUACAGUUACAUGUAUUUUAUAUGUUGUUGAUCUGUUGAUUUUCUUGAAGAGAAAGAAAAAAGUAUUUAUUGAAAAUUUAAGGAAGAGAGAAUAGUGGUUGGUUAUGAUAGAUGUCCAGUUGUAGAUAUUUUUUAUUGAGCAAGACUUGAUCUGUGCAGAUCAGAUUGUUCUUAUAAUAUGCUGAUAUAGCCAUUGUGUGAUGUUUUUUAGACGCUCUUUGGCUUCAUUUCAGUUUUUUGACGGAUGUCAAUAUCAUUUUAGUCAACAGAAUCUCCAGUGGCAAGAAAAAAAUGUAGGCUAAUGCCGGGCAUUUUUCUGCACUCUUCUUGUUGCAGGCUUUGGUACAUCACCAAUGGCAAUCAAGGCUUGUGAA
Molecule: messenger RNA, 3446 nt
Organism: Liolophura sinensis
Lineage: Eukaryota; Metazoa; Mollusca; Polyplacophora; Chitonida; Chitonidae
Product: orphan steroid hormone receptor 2-like
Exons: 6
Coding region: 203-2626 (807 amino acids)
Biological process (GO): regulation of DNA-templated transcription
Molecular function (GO): DNA-binding transcription factor activity; sequence-specific DNA binding; zinc ion binding
Source: RefSeq, a predicted model, not a curated record